Molecule: messenger RNA, 1976 nt
Organism: Megalops cyprinoides (Indo-Pacific tarpon)
Lineage: Eukaryota; Metazoa; Chordata; Actinopteri; Elopiformes; Megalopidae
Product: ketimine reductase mu-crystallin-like
Exons: 8
Coding region: 83-1021 (312 amino acids)
Biological process (GO): thyroid hormone metabolic process
Cellular component (GO): cytoplasm
Molecular function (GO): thyroid hormone binding
Source: RefSeq, a predicted model, not a curated record
UCUGGAAGGAAUCUCGUCUCUGAAAAUUCUGAAACAUAUAAAACUCCUGAAAAUCGGGAGAAAAUUUCUUUCAAAAAAAAAAAUGUCCGAGCUACCAGUGUUGAUCAGCCGUGACGAUGUUGCGCGACUUCUAAAAAACACAGACUUGAUUCCGAGGCUCGAGAAGGUAAUGGGAAUGUUUUCGAAGCGGAAUAAUGCAGAAGUGAUACAGCCCUUGCGUACAAUUAUUCCACUUCAGAAAUACAACGGGUUUGUUGGGAUGAUGCCUGCAUAUGUGGCCCAUGAAGACAUAUUAGCCACAAAGAUGGUGUCAUUAUACAGGCGAGACAAUGAUUCAGUUUUACCUGCACAUCAAGCCACAGUACUGCUGUUUGACCCAGAACGGGGAAAUGUCACAGCUGUAAUGAAUGGGACAGUGAUCACAGAGAAAAGGACAGCAGCAGUUUCAGCUAUAUCUGCAAAACUGCUGAUGCCAGUCAAAGCAGAGGUUCUGUGCAUUCUGGGUUCAGGACCUCAAGCUGUCAGCCAUUAUGAGGUCUUCACAGAGAUGUUCUCCUUCAGAGAGAUACGCGUGUGGAGUAGGAGGAGGGAGAGAGCGGAGCAGUUUGCCAGUGCUCUCCAAGGCCCUGUGACUGUGUGUUCCUCUGUGAAAGAUGCUGUGGAGGGGGCUGAUGUCAUAAUCACAGUGACUUUGGCAACAGAACCUGUGCUGCUGGGCGAAUGGGUGAAGCCAGGGGCUCAUGUUGCUGCUGUGGGAGCGUGCAGGCCAGACUGGAGGGAGCUGGACGAUGCUCUGAUGAGAGAAGCCGUGGUGUAUGUGGACAGCAGGGAAGGAGCCGCGGCUGAAUCAGGAGAUAUCAUUCUCUCUGGGGCCAGUGUAUUUGCAGAGCUGGGAGAAGUCAUUAAUGGAACCAAACCUGCUGAAAGAGAGAAAACCACUGUGUUUAAAUCUCUGGGGAUGGGAAUUCAAGAUGCAGUAUCUGCCAAACUUGUGUUUGACCAAUGGAAGAGCCAGCAGUGAUGUAAUGUUGCCAUUUAUUUGGGAAAAUCAAACAGCAGUGCUAUGAAUAUCAUAUAUCUGAAACUGAGUAGCAACAAACAGUAUAAACAUUUUUACAUUCACAUUUUUUAAAUAAAACCAAAUAUUUUCAGGGGAGGUCCAAGUAUAAUGGUCAGGCUACAAGAAUGUGGAGUUCUGUGGCAACUACUUGUAGUGAUUGUUGGCUGCCUGCCUGGAUGGUGCUACAAUGGUGAGUUCCAGAGACCUCACAUAUUGCCCUUCCUGAGGUUUGAGCCCAAUAUAAACAUUCCAGCGGAAUAAUGCACGUCCACAUACCGCUUGUGUGAGAACAGCUUUCAUGUGAGGUUAGAAUAUGGCAUUUGUGCCAUGGAUGGAUUCCUUGUUACACUUUAGUGCCGUUCAGCAUUUAUGGCUCAGCUGAAGUUACAUGCUUGCCCAGCCUCUAUAGAAGGAAUGAGACGGAAUGCCACAAGACACCAACCCUGAGCUUCUAUUUCCUUCCAUAAUCUGGAUCCAGUGAUAUUAAAUUGAAGUAUCAUCUCAAGUCAGACCAUUGAAUAUGUACUGUGUUCAUACCAGCAACAUUCCAGUGCACAAGGCCUGUAACACCAUUGAGUUUCUUGUGAAUGCCUUUUCAGGAAUGUCUUGCGUGCUAGAAGCUCAAAUUUAUACAAAAACAAAACAUAGGCAAAUGACACAAUAAGAUCACAAACAUAUUACAUAGUACAGGUCAAAUGCUCAUUUGAGCCUAACAGUGCCAGUUGUUAAGUUUGUCGUGUGAGGUACAGUGCUUGUAAAGUUUGAUGCUCCUAGGCAUCUUGGCAGUGUACAAAAUGGGCAUUUGUGGUUUAAUUUCUGCAUGGAUACCUGCAGCAAGAGGUGCCCUUCACUCUGUCUCUAGCUCAGUUCUCUGUCUGCUGACUCAACAGCAGCACACCCAUACAAGAGCUACUCA